AUGGCUGAAUCGCAGCAAGUUCAUCAUCGCAACGAUUCUAUCGAAUCGAAUGCGACUAUCAAAAGCAUCCAGUCGGCGGGAUCUGUUUCUUCCACUCUCUCGACGGCCUCGACGGCCAGCGUGUCUCUUGGCGUCUACGAGGAGCUCAAACCCGACAUCGAACGCCUUCAACGCACCGUUACAGAGAAGGGACUGACCGACGACGAGAAACGUCUCGAUUCAAUGAAGCGGCUGAAGGCGGUGGCAGAGACGUGGACGUUCUAUGUGCUGUUUAUUUUCAAAGCCGGUCCCGGUAGCCACAGAAAGCAGCCAUAUCGUACACCAUCCGUCGUUGUGACGCCGACGCUUGAUACAACCGCGGCGUCGCUCCAGAAAGGAUUGAAGCCGUCGAGGACGAUGUCUCGAGACGAUGUUCUGAGGCGAGACGGGUAUCAAUGUGUGAUAACAGGUUGGUUGGACAAGGAACACCUGCACGACCGUGACCUCCCAGCAGCUCCCGUGGAGGCUUCACACAUACUCCGUCGAGCUGUUGCCACCUUCAAGGAUGGCACUGAUGCUUCUCGUGCAGCCGCUCUGACGUUCGAUAUUCUUCGGCACUUCACUGGACUCGGAGAGAAGGUCAUCCAAAAUCUCGAAGACCACGCCGACCAUGUCGCCAAUGGCUUAACACUCAAUCUUAUCGCACAUGCUGAGUGGGACGCGUACGCGUUCUGCUUGAAGGCCACCGACGUCGAACAUGAAUACAAGAUUCAUUAUUUCUCCGAUGUAACAAAAGGUAGCUUAACAGGUCUGAGAGGGCUUGCGCAUGUCGCGCCAGACGAGCUCGUGCGGUUCAAAGAUCGCAGCGACGAGUUCCAACAGAAAAAGCGCAAGAAGCUCAACGACGAGGAUGGCGCUCAACCCUCAAGUUCUACGAGGUCUGGUUCCGGGCCACAAGGUUCGUCGCAGUACGAACUCCCCAGCAAAACGUUCAUCGCCAUUCAUGCUGCCGUCGCCGGCGUGCUGAACAUGAGUGGAGCCGGCAAGUUCUUCGACGAGCUCUUGUCCAAAUUUGACAAGGAUGACAAGAAGAACCCUCCCGCGCGUUGCUGGGAUGAUCUGGAGGUAAAGGCCCUCAACUCCCACUUGGGCGAGUCGGUCCAUGAAAUGUUCAUCAAUGCUUGA
Cyclocybe aegerita is the source of this 1164-nucleotide messenger RNA. NCBI's taxonomy places the organism in Eukaryota, Fungi, Basidiomycota, Agaricomycetes, Agaricales, Hemipholiotaceae. The record is from the annotation of a GenBank genome assembly.